GGAAUUCUUGAAGAGAGUGGAACACCUAUUGCAGUAAAGGUGCUUAAUCUUCUGAAUCGUGGAGCUUCCAAGAGUUUCUUGGCUGAAUGUGAGGCAUUGAAGAACAUUCGACAUCGAAAUCUUGUCAAGAUAUUAACAGCCGUUUCAAGUGUCGAUUUUCAAGGUAAUGAUUUUAAAGCAUUGGUUUAUGAGUUCAUGGCAAAAGGAAGUUUGGACGAGUGGCUGCAUCCAUCUAUCAACAUGAUUGAAUCGGAUACUGUAAGAAAUCUGAGCUUCUUUCAAAGAGUUAAUGCGACAAUAGAUAUUGCUCAUGCACUGGAGUAUCUGCACCAUCAUUGCGAGCUAUCCAUCAUUCAUUGUGAUCUGAAGCCAAGUAAUGUUUUACUCGAUGAGGAAAUGGUUGGCCAUUUAAGUGACUUCGGCUUAGCAAAAAUUCUUUCUGCUGAUGGACCUACCUAUUCUACUAAUCAGUCAAGCUCCCUUGGAUUAAGAGGAACUAUUGGCUAUGCUCCACCCGAAUAUGGCACGGGAAGCGUGUUGUCAACAAAAGGUGAUGUCUAUAGCUAUGGCAUACUCUUGCUAGAGAUGUUUACGGGGAAAAGGCCGACUGAUGAAAGGUUUAAAGAAGGUUUAAGUAUCCGCUACUUUGUUGAGGCAGCAUUGCCCGAACGAUUGAUUGAGAUCGUAGAUCCCAUUUUUCUUCAAGAGAGUGUAAGACAAGGAACACUCCCAAACAUCACUCUCAAUGAAAACAGCGAGGGAAAUGACAAACAUCUUCAGUGCCUGAAUUUGAUAAUGGAAAUAGGACUUACUUGUUCUGCUGAAUCACCGAGUGAGCGGAUGAACAUGUGUGAUGUUGUUACCAAGCUUUGUUCUAUCAGAGACAAGUUUCUCCGUUCGACUCGAUUACAUCAUGGGAUUCAAACUUCAAAAGCUGUUCAAUCAGCAGUCUUUGUAAGUUCUUCCUAUAACGAGUACACGCCUACAAUGCCGAGCCCCUUGUCCCUUUCCGAGCAAACCCACUCGGAUUCGUCACCUCGUCCCCGUCCAAUCGUCGUACGUCAUUGA
Hibiscus syriacus is the source of this 1068-nucleotide messenger RNA. RefSeq names its product probable LRR receptor-like serine/threonine-protein kinase At3g47570. Gene Ontology annotation, biological process: protein phosphorylation. Gene Ontology annotation, molecular function: protein kinase activity; ATP binding. The transcript is spliced from 3 exons. The record is from RefSeq and is a predicted model, not a curated record. Lineage: Eukaryota; Viridiplantae; Streptophyta; Magnoliopsida; Malvales; Malvaceae. The annotation marks the transcript as partial.